AUGAAAGAAGGAAGGAACCUGAUAGAGAUUGUGGUAGAUGAAAUGGCGUUCCAGGAGAAGAAUGUGACGGUGAAGAAGAGAUUGAAGGGUAGCGGCUUCGGCGAUGCUGCAACCGAUAAGAAAGAAGAUAAUCAAAGAAGAAAGGUUAUAUACGAGCCAAACAAAGAAGAAUUUGUUGACAUUUUUGUUAUAGACUUGCGAAAUAUCGUUGAACAAGAAUAA
Sphenostylis stenocarpa is the source of this 222-nucleotide messenger RNA. NCBI's taxonomy places the organism in Eukaryota, Viridiplantae, Streptophyta, Magnoliopsida, Fabales, Fabaceae. The record is from the annotation of a GenBank genome assembly.